Mya arenaria is the source of this 1543-nucleotide messenger RNA. RefSeq names its product tumor necrosis factor receptor superfamily member 16-like. The coding region runs from base 108 to 1055 and encodes 315 amino acids. Gene Ontology annotation, cellular component: plasma membrane; cell surface. Gene Ontology annotation, molecular function: coreceptor activity; death receptor activity; nerve growth factor binding. Gene Ontology annotation, biological process: Rho protein signal transduction. The transcript is spliced from 4 exons. The record is from RefSeq and is a predicted model, not a curated record. Lineage: Eukaryota; Metazoa; Mollusca; Bivalvia; Myida; Myidae.
UGGACAGAAAAGAUAAACAGAUAUCAUGGUAGUCAAGACUAUAGUAUUAAUGACUUGUUAAACGUAAGCAUUCUAUAUUUAGAGCAAGGAAAUUAUUGAAAACAAAAAUGAAUCUAAACAUUUUGUUAAAUUUUAGGAUUUUAAAGGCGUUAAAUGCAUUUAAAUAUCGGUUUCUGUGUUCAAAUAUUAUUAUUAAUAUUAUCAUUAUUAAUAUUAAUUUUGGCGCAGAGGGACUACAACAGAGCUACCACCUGAGAAAGACUCCAGCUGGAGACUGUCCCGUAGGCUACUUCAUAAAGAAUAUUGAACAACGCGAAGGGUGUUUACCAUGUGAGCUAUGUCCAAGAGGUUUCCAGGUCAAUAAGUGGUGUAAUGGUACGAAAAAUACUGAGUGCGAACCAUGUCCUAUAGGCACAUUUAAUGAUGCCACAGGAGGUGCGUGCCAACCCUGUUCCACCUGCAAAGUUGGCGAAUUCAUAAGAAGAAAAUGUUUGCCAGAAAAAGAUACGAAAUGUCGAAGAUGUCCUAAAGGAAAGUAUUCAGUGAAUGGACAAGGGUUCGCAUGUCGGCCCUGCACUGGGUGUCUGGAAUCCAACAGAGAAGAGAUGUUUCCAUGUAAGUCUGAACACGACAGAGUCUGUGGACAGUGUAAACUUGGUCACUUUUCCGAACUGGGAGGGCGGUGCCUGCCAUGCUCCUAUUGUGGAUAUACGUCCAAACAAAAGUUCGUCCCAGAUUGUGCCAAGCAGAAGGGCUUAGAAUACCCUAACCUGUGUUGGCCAGAUCCGAGAAUACGACUCCCUUAUACAGAUUCGAUCGCACCAAUUACAACUUUUUCUAAUCAAGCUGAACGUGGAUACCACAACGAAAAUGCGCUGAUUGUAUUUGGUGUUUGCAUUUUUGCAGUCGGUUCGAUUCUUCUGAUUUUCACACUUUUGUGGGCCAUGCAUCGUGUUAGAUGUCGGUAUAAGCUAAAACGAACUUUGAUAAAUUCAGGCGAUGCUACUUUUUUCACACCGUUUUUGCAAAAUACUGGACAAAACACGAAUCCGUAGUGGAUUUGUGAGGUGAAUACAACAGCUAUAGCGUCACGUCUGGUAUCGAUACAUUUAGAUCAACUAUUAAUUAUUGUAAAAAUGAGCCACAACUAAAUCGAACGAAUUGAGCCCACGUACUGAGUCGAACGUUUCAAAGCAAGAUGGGAGAAAACAAUCCAGAACCAAGGAGAAGAUCACAUACUUGGUCGGGGAGUCACUCGACUAGUUGUUAUAUUACAAAACGAAUGGAGUACGAAGGAGAGAUCCUAAUAUCCAUGUAAAAUAGUUUAUGUAUAAACCGGAUUGAUACUUAGAUGAUUUAUUUAAAUAAAAAAACGUAGACAUAUUUUUUAUUAAAAUACAUAUUUGAAAGAAGAUUCUCCGAAAGAAAUACACCCACACAUUUGGUUUCAUUGCGACCGUUCAUUGACUACAAUCGUAAAUGUCUCACUGUAAUUGUCUCACUUGUAAUGUUCUUAGUGACGGCAUAGUCGGUAUUCUAUUUU